AGCGGUACCUUGGGCGGAAGUGCUCUCUGCGGAAGUGAGCACCGCUCUGAGCGUGGGUGGGAUGGCUGUGGGCCGUCUCUUUUUAAGUGGGUUGCGCACACUCUUCGGUACCAUGGCCCAGAACCUUCUCGAGGGUGCGCCCUCCUCCAGGGGCCUGCACGCGGGGCACGGACCCCGAAGGCUCUCCAUCGAAGGCAACAUUGCUGUGGGAAAGUCCACCUUUGUGAAGUUACUCACGAAAACAUACCCAGAGUGGCACGUAGCUACAGAACCUGUAGCAACAUGGCAGGAUAUCCAGGCUGCUGGCACCCAAAAAGACAGUACUACUCAAAGUCUGGGAAACUUGCUAGACAUGAUGUACCAGGAGCCAGCACGAUGGUCCUAUACAUUUCAAACAUUUUCAUUUCUGAGCCGCCUGAAAGUACAGCUGGAGUCCUUCCCUGAGAAACACAUGCAGGCCAAGAAGCCCAUGCAGAUCUUUGAGAGGUCUGUGUACAGUGACAGGUAUAUCUUUGCGAAGAAUCUUUUUGAAAAUGGUUCCCUCAGUGACAUCGAAUGGCACAUCUAUCAGGACUGGCAUACUUUUCUCCUGCAGGAGUUUGCCAGUCGACUGUCAUUACAUGGCUUCAUCUACCUCCAGGCUACUCCCCAGGUUUGUUUGAAGAGACUGCAUCGGAGGGCCAGGGAGGAAGAGAAAGGAAUUGAGCUGGCUUAUCUCGAGCAGCUUCAUGGUCAGCACGAAGCCUGGCUUAUUCACAAGACAACCAAGCUCCAUUUUGAAGCUCUGUCAAACAUUCCGGUUCUGGUAUUGGAUGUCAAUGAUGAUUUCUCUGAAGAAGUAACCAGACAAGAAGAACUCAUGAAGAAGGAUGUCUCUAUUGGUGCCUGCUCUGAACUCCCCCAUAUCAGUUUUCUUUUUCUUUCUUUCUCACCCCCCACCCUCCCAACCUUUCUAUGUUGAGGAUUUAACCCAGAGCCUGUAUCACUGAGUUAUAUCUCCAGACCUGGUCAAAAGAAAGAAGGAGAGAACAUCAAGAGCCCAAAGUUCGGCAUCUAACAUUUAGGGGUAGGCCAUCCAGAAUGGCACUCUGGCUUACACAGAAUACCGUGCCAGGUGAAUUUCAGAUACCCUGAAUGGAGUAUCACUCUCUGUACAGAAAGAAGUUUUUGUGCUGCUCUUCAAGCUUCAAGGACAAUUUAUUGUUAAGGAGGAAAAACACAUUGCUGUAUAGAAUUGAAAUAUUCUAUUGUAAGAAGCUUAUAGGCCCGUGAUUCACCAGUAUUGAAUUUCCUACACUGAACUUUGAAAAGUUCUGCAGACACACAGGAAAAUGGACUUGAGACUUGGAGUAUCCUGGAAGACAGAAAUAUGUGUUUCUGUUCUUCAUACUUUGGGAAAAUGAAUGAGAGACUGGCUUCUAACAAAUGUGUCAUGUUUGGGGAAAAUUUCAACAAUUUCUUUAUACUACUUCUAACAGCAUUAUUAAUAUAUUAUUCAUAAUCAUUAAUUCAUUUAGAGGGUACAACUCAAUGGUUUUUAGUAUAAUCUUAGGAUUGUACAACCAACAGCAAUUUCCAGAACAUAUGCAUUACUCCAGAUAAAGCCCAUAUCUUGUUUUUCCCCCCAAGAUUCUCCCCUGCCAUUUAAUCCUAUAUAACCACCAAUUUACUUUCUGUCUGUCUAGAUUUGCCUAAUCUGGACAUUUCAUAAAUGGAAAUACAUAGUCUUUUUUUUUACUUAGCAUAAUGUCUUCAAGUUUCUUCCAGAUUGUAGCAUGUCUAAUGUUUCAUUUUAUGGAUAUACCAUAUUUCAUUUAUCCAUUCAUUGGUAUCUAUCAUUUUGAUAGCUGUCCUAGGGGUGUGGAAUGAUAUCUCAUUGUAGUUUUGAUAUACAUUCCUCUGAUGGUUGAUGAUGUUGACAUCUAGUAGGUACUUUCUGAUCAUUUGUAUGUCUUACUUGGGUAACUGAAUUCAAAUCCUGAGAGUUCUUGAUGCUGAUCAGAUAGAUAUAAUGAUUUAUAAAUAUUUCCCCCAUUCUACCAGU
Molecule: messenger RNA, 2044 nt
Organism: Ictidomys tridecemlineatus (thirteen-lined ground squirrel)
Lineage: Eukaryota; Metazoa; Chordata; Mammalia; Rodentia; Sciuridae
Gene: Dguok
Product: deoxyguanosine kinase
Biological process (GO): nucleobase-containing compound metabolic process
Cellular component (GO): cytoplasm; mitochondrion
Molecular function (GO): ATP binding; deoxyguanosine kinase activity
Source: RefSeq, a predicted model, not a curated record